Molecule: messenger RNA, 6038 nt
Organism: Microtus oregoni (creeping vole)
Lineage: Eukaryota; Metazoa; Chordata; Mammalia; Rodentia; Cricetidae
Product: UDP-GlcNAc:betaGal beta-1,3-N-acetylglucosaminyltransferase-like protein 1
Exons: 14
Coding region: 306-1247 (313 amino acids)
Source: RefSeq, a predicted model, not a curated record
GCUUGUGCUGGACGCGCGUGCAAAAGGAGGGCGGUGGAGCCCUGCCAUGCAGCUCCCCAAGGACUCCACUGGGCAUGGCCCGCUGGCCUCAGUGGUCUCCCGUGGCUCUGGCUGGCCUGCAACACCCAUAGCUGAGGAUGACCGUGAACUAACACUCCAGCCUCCACACCCACUUAACUGAUAACAGAUAUGAGUCACCCCACACCCUUCUUCACUUGUAGACUAUUAUCCUCCCAGUGCACAAUGCUGAACUGUGGCUGGAUGAGUGCUUGGCGUCUGUGUUACAGCAAGACUUUGAAGGCACCAUGGAGCUCUCUGUUUUUAAUGAUGCCAGCAAGGACAAUUCUAGGACCAUCAUAGAGAAAUGGAAGGUGAAACUGGAAGAUUCUGGCAUCUCUGUAGUCGUUGGAGGCCAUGACUCUCCUUCUCCCAGAGGAGUUGGAUAUUCUAAAAACCAAGCAAUCGCACAGAGCACCGGGUCUUACCUUUGCUUUUUGGAUUCAGACGAUGUCAUGAUGCCCCAGAGAGUGAGGCUGCAGUAUGAAGCUGCCGUGCAGCACCCAACGAGUAUCAUAGGAUGCCAAGUGAGGAGAGACCCCCCAGACUCUACAGAGCGAUACACACGUUGGAUCAACCAGUUGACAUCGGAUCAGCUGUUGACACAGGUGUUCACCUCCCAUGGCCCCACAGUGAUCAUGCCCACGUGGUUCUGCUCUCGGGCCUGGUUUUCCCAUGUGGGCCUGUUUGAUGAAGGAGGACAGGGGGUACCAGAGGACUUGCUGUUCUUCUAUGAGCACCUUAGGAAAGGGGGUGGCGUCUUCCGUGUGGACCACAACCUGCUCCUCUACCGCUAUCACCCGUAUGCAGCCACACACUCGGUCCUUGAGGUGACCAUCUGGACCCACCGUGUCCACUUCCUAGAGGAACAAGUCCUGCCCCGUUGGAAGUGCUUCACCAUUUGGAAUGCAGGCAAGCAGGGGCGUAGGUUAUACCGCAGCCUGACAGCAGCCAGCCGGUGCAAGGUGGUGGCCUUCUGUGAUGUUGAUGAGAACAAGAUCGGAAAGGGCUUUUACUGCCAUGAGGAGUCUCAGGAGAGACCCAAGCCGAAGGUCCCCAUCCUGCAUUUCCAAGCUGCCCGGUCCCCCUUUGUCAUCUGUGUGAAGCUGGACCUCACAGGGGGUGCAUUUGAAGACAACCUGAAGUCACUGAACUUGCAGGAAGGCCGGGACUUCGUUCAUUUCAGCUGAGUUUGCCACCAGGUGUCUGCACUGCACCCACUGCAGGUUUUUCUAUGUCAUCCUGGAACUCACUAUGCAGACCAGACUAGCGUCAAACUCAGAGACCCGCCUGCCUCUGCUGGGAUGAAAGGUGUGCACACCAUUCCUGGAUGUUUCUUCUUCACUCAACGCAGUGAAGACCCAACAAGAGCCAGAGUUCCUUCCAUGAGGACAGAUUUCCGUCUACCAGUGUUGAGAACACAGCUCGGUAGAGUUCCAGCUUUAUUAGGUUUCUUGUGGCCUUUUAUCUACUCUGCCCUGCUACCACCAAAAUUUCAUCCACUAGAAAGAAGCAGGGACAUGGCCUUGGGCACACACAGCCUCUAUGCUCUCUCUCUCUCUGAGGUUAAAGCUCAAUGAGCAACAUUCAGCAGGCUCCCAGGCCUCGGAUAUAGACAGAUCAAAGAGGCAGGCAUGAGGCUACCACAGCAGGACAGGUAAUGUACGUCCUGGGACAGGAAGUGCAAAGGAUCCAGGCCCGGGGACCAGAGCUGUCCCGUAGUCCCACAGGGACACUGGAUUCUGAGGCUCUCUUGCUCAGACCAUGAUAGGACUGCUGGGGACGUGGCUGGCUCAGCAUGAGGAGGAGAGAGCUCCUGCCACUGCAUGUGCCCAGCACUUCCCACUCCACCAGGGUGUGAGCAUCUGCCAUGCUACAGAAAUCACUAAGUGCCUAAAACCCAGCAAAACACCAGGAGCGGAACCCACGGUGGAUCUUCACCUAAGUCCCAGAGAUGGAGGCCGGGCUGUAUGGAGCAUGAUUUAAUGGGAAGCACAUGGUGUUAGGACAGCAGAAGUACGGGCAGACCAGGCCACCAGAGGACAGCAUGCAUGAAGUCACUGCGCUCUGUGGAUGGCCUCCCAGUCCAGCUAGCAGCAUGUGCCACCUUUCUCAGGUGUGUGGCACCAAGUUUCCAUGAUGGUAAAGCUUGUUGUAGAGCCUCGGGGCAGGGCAUCCCAGCUAGGCAGGCAACGGUUCAGCUUCCAGGAGCAGGCUGUAAAGAUACACAGCAACGUCAGGCUAGUCCCCACCCUCUGAUGUAUGGCUAAAGGCUGCCAUGUCCCAGGAUCCUGGCAGGUUGGUGGACAGAGUAGGUUGCUAAAUGUUCUUUCCAUUGAUAGAGAACUUUGAAGUAUGUGAAUGAACAGAGUUGAAAAACUCAAGUUCGCUCUCCAUAUAGGAGACUGAGACUACAUCCUGGCUCCCCAAGGGGGAGGCCCUGGGAGAACUCAGGCACACAAACCCAGCAUAGCACACACAAGAGAGGGAAAGAACAAAAUCCUUUCCAGCAUGCGAGGUAACAGGAGCUCAGGGUUUAAAGCUAGAUCAUCAAAGCAAAGCAAACAGGAAAAACAGUAGCUGACCGUCAAGACUGUGUCAGCUAAAUACCAAGGCCUCAGGGUUAGGGCAAGCCCAGCUCAGAGGUCAAGGUCAGGGAUGAGGCAGUAGGCAGGGAAAGGGUGCUGGCCCCAGGGUAAUCAGGGACAGAAGAAUAGAACAGUGAACAAGUUAGCAGGAUGGGAAAUGAAAUCCAGAUAAAGAAACUGUAAACAGGAAGGUCAAAUAGGAAACAGAGACUAUGAACAUAAACUUGUCAGUAAUUAGAGUAAACAUGAAACACUAAUUAAUAAAGACCUGUAAAUGACACAAAGGCAUAAUUUACUGUACAGAAGACAAGCUAACCAGAUGUCACCACUAACAGAGGCAGAGGGGAUGUCAAGUGUAGGAACACCUAGUUAAUAACAGCUCCAGAGUGCACCCCCCAAAGUUCAGACAUAAUUAAAGGACAACCGAGACAAACGCAAACACUGCUUCGUCAGUACUGAUUGGAGUAAGACGACAGAAUCCCCACCAUGGGGGCCUGCAGCAAGGUAGGAAAGUCAUCUCUGUCAGGCACACCUGAACUGUCUUCUAGGAAGGGAUGUAUCCCACAGGCCAGGAAAAGCCCAAGGGUGGAGAAGGACUGGCUGACUGGAAUGUUCCUCUGUCCCUGACUCACCUAGGACUCCAGCAUGAGGCUGGGCUUCUGAAGGCUUGGGUUCUAUAAGGGCAGGGAGCCCAUGUCCUACGCCACAGCUAACAUCCGACAGCAGCUUCCACAGCCAAGCACAGGCAAUCAAGAGGACUGAGGCCCCAGUGGGACAGAAGUCCAGGGAGACACGGAAGCCUGAGGGGACAGGUGUCCUCAGAGUACAUCCAGGCAGGGAUGAUAAGAGAACGGACUGUGGGACCCGGUUUACUUUAGACAGGAGCUCAGAACAGCAGACAGCACAGGCCCCAUGUAUCCUCAGAAUACUUGUUACCUUUGUAGCCAGCUGGGGUCUGGGCACACCAAGGAGGUCACACAGGUGAUUCCGCUGCCCUCUUACAACUGGAAGCUCUGCGUCCCUGGGGAGUAAAACAUUUGAGUCCCCGAAGCCAACAUGGUUCAGUUUCUUCCCCCAGAGUAGAUACCAGGGCCCAUACCCUGUUCUAGGAACAUACAGAAGAGACGUGACCUCAGGCUAAGAGGCUUCUGCAUCUUCAUUAGAACUCAGAUGCUGUUGAUUUCAUUGAAUAGAAAGGUACAAAGCAUGUUUUGUAAGGGUUAGUAAAAAUAGUCCUCUGUAAACCAGGUGUCAUAUUCUUCAGAGUUCCUAACACCCAUGUAGGGCAACUCACAACCACCUGUAACCCCGGCUCUAGGGGGAUGUGGACAUCUUUUUUUGGCCUCGGCAGGCAACUGCACUCACAUAUGCAAGCCCUGACACAUGCAUACACAAAGUUCUCCCUCCCUCUCUGCUGUCCUUUCUCAAGAUGAGUGUUUUAGGAAGUUGGAAGCAAUGCCCAUUGCUUCCACAAUGGAAGCAGUGUCUCAUCAGAAGGCACCGUGCUAAGUUUCUACUGACAGCAAAGACCUUGAAAUGCAUUCUGGCCUUCCAGGCCCCCACAGCUCUCACCGAGGCAGGAAGGCCACAUCCUAGCAUGAGCUCCUAUGGAGAUCGCUGUUCUGGGGAGCAUGCAUGAAUAUACAUCACAAACCCUCACUUGCUACCACCCCAACAGACCUGCCAGCAUUUGAGAUCAGCAAUACCCCUCUCCAUCAGUCUGAGUGGACAGUGUCCGCAGUAGCAGUAACUUGGCCUACCUGGCUGUGCCUCCCAAAUAGUAUAUCUGCUACAGGGGACAAGUCAGCUUGGUAGUGCAUACAUAUGUGACUAUGAGCAGCUGUAUGUAUGUAAUCAUGUAUGCAAACAUGUAUAUGAAUGUGUACAGUGCCUGGAUCACAGGUCAUAUAAGGUAACUGCUUCCAGGCUCAGGCUGGAAUGUCUGAGAAUCACACCCACAGGCUGUACACCCCACCACCACCAUCUCCUCUCCACUUCUUGACUUUGAAGACAAGUCUCUAAGGCCAUUAAAACAGGAAAGAUCACAGGGCAGUAGGAAAAUAAAAGUUGCUAACUGACACCCACUUGGUGGCAUCCUGAUGACCCUGUAUUCGAGUUACUGAAGAACACCAGCUUCUGAGCCACUCUGCCCACCUUGCUUACAAGAGAAAAGCAGUCACACAUUAAACAUUUUCCUGAAGCUCCCAGGAUGUGUCUGUCCUCAGCCCUAUGUGAAGCUAUUGAGGGUUAGAAAUGUCUCCCCUCUUUCCAUCAGAAGCUAGGGGGACAGGAGAGAAGUGGCAGCAGCUCAGGCAGGCCCUACUUACCAGGCUGUGUCACUGAGCACAGACAUGACGUCAUCAAGCACGCCUGCAUCCACCAAGUCACUAUAGGUGAGCACCAUCUCGUACAGCUGGCUUGCUGUGGCCUUCCGGAUCUGGGACAAGAACAGCAGGUCAACAAGAGGAAAACCCAUCACCACUGGGAAAUGAAUCUGGCCACAGCCCAGACACUUCUGCCAUCACAGACAUGCAGCAGAAGGAAGAUCAGCAGCCUCUGUCAGAAGGGACUCCUGCCUGGGAUCCGUCCCUCUUGCUAGUGUCCUGUGACAAACCGCUUCAGAUGGCCUUGUCUACCCUGUAAUGUGCCUUUUUGAGGGUGAGCGGUGGGCCAUCCCACUCUACCUCAAAAAAAAAAAAAAAAAAACCUACUGUCCUUUGCAGAAAUUCCCUGACUACUUAGGGGAGAAAUUUCCCUUUUGGGAUACUUAGAGAGUUCUUGGGUAGGAGGGGAAUCCUAACCCUAGGCUGUUGACACCCCACCCUCAGCAAUGCUUCCUUAUGCUCACCCUGCCCGGUACCAGCACCCACGUUCCUUUCAUACGAACGCCAGCCACUUGACUACCAUGACCCAGGGCUGCCCACGCCUGGAAACCAUCUCACCCCUGUGUUUACUUCUAAACCUACUUCAAAGUUACACCAACACACACUCGUCUAAAGGCCAUACAUGAGCACAGACCUUUAGAUGGCCUUGAGGUGGGGCGGACACACUCACCACAGGGAAGGGGUGGCCAAGGAGGAUGAACAGCUGCAGAAGGACCUUCUGUCGCACAUCACCAUUGAACUGCACCAUCCCACAGAGCCUGCAGAAAGCCCACAGGGGACAUGGAGCCGUGCCAUACUCAAGUUACCCGAGGACCCAAGACACAUCUGAGACCCAACAAGUACACAGCAUAAACCUUGAGCCAUGUGUUAAUGUGUGUGCACCUAUAUACACACCUGUGUGUUGUGUGCUAGUGCGCUCCCAUGUGGUAUAUGGUCAUGUAUCCAAGUGUGCACUGUAUACUAAUGUGUUCCCAUGUACUUGCCUAUACAUAAUGAGAUCUUUGUGUUA